GACCCGCGGCGGAGAAGUUGAGUCGGAGCCGCCGCCAAGUGUCCCGCCGAGCGGCUCGCGCGCCGAGCCCGCCUCAGCCCUCCGCGGGCCCCGCGACCUGCCCGGGCAGUUGGCGGCUCGGUCCGGUCUGGUCCGGUUCGGUCCGGUCCUGCCCGGCGGGGCUCGGCUCUCGACCGCCGGCUGCCUCCACAACCGUCCUUCCCCAGGCAGAAGAUGGCUGAGGGCAGCCACCCUGCGGGAUGGAGGUAGCUGGCCCUCGGCGGAACCGGCGUGCGGUUCCUCGCCGCUGUGCUGUAAAUCCUCCCUCGCCGCCGGCGGGGCGGGCGGCUCUGGCUCGGUAGGCGCAGGAGGGAUCUUGCCCCCCCCCCCCCUCCGGCCUCACCUUUCGUGGUCUUUGCGGUUGGCUUAACCAGUCUUUCCUAUGGCUGGGAUAUACAGCUCUACUCUGAAGACCCUGGAGGAUUUAACUUUGGACUCUGGUUAUGGGGCAGGGGAUUCCUGCAGGUCCCUUAGUCUCUCUUCUUCCAAGUCCAACUCCCAAGCCUUCACCUCUUCUCAGCACAGAGGCAACUGGUGGUAUUACUCGGGCUCGAUGAACAGUAGGAACAACAGCUGGGAUACCGUGAACACUGUUCUGCCGGAAGACCCCGAGGUUGCAGAUAUCUUUUCCAAGUGUCCUAAGCUGCCGGAUCUAGAGGAAUACCCUUGGACUGAUGAAGACAUUGGAAGAAUUCUCAGAAAAGGGAAGGGAGAUGGCAACGCCAGAACCUUUUCUCAGGAAGCUGUCAGGCGGCUCUCGCAGCUCCUGAGGCGAGCCUUGAUCAGGGUCUCCAGGGAAGCUCAGCGCCUCAGCGUGAUGCACUCCAAGUGCACCAGGUUUGAGGUGCAAAGCGCCAUCAAGCUCAUCCAGAGCUGGUCGUUGUCAGAAAGCUGUGUCUUGGCGACUGUCAAGGCGCUCUCUCUCUACAGCAUGAGCGCUGGAGAUGGACUGAGGAAAGGUAAAUCGGCUAGAUGUGGCCUCACCUUCUCAGUGGGGAGGUUUUUCAGGUGGAUGGUGGACACUAGGAUCUCGGUUAGGAUCCAUGAAUAUGCAGCCAUCUCUUUAACCGCUUGCAUGGAAAACCUUGUAGAAGAGAUUAAGGCUAGGGUUUUGGCAAGUCAGAGCCCGGAUGGUGGAGGAGGGGAGAUCUCGGGUGAAACCCUGGAGAUGGUUAUCAACAACGAUGCUGAACUUUGGGGAGUGUUGCAACCUUACGAGCAUCUCAUCUGUGGGAAAAACGCUAAUGGUGUGCUGUCUCUGCCUGCCUACUUCAGCCCAUACAACGAUGGCUCUGUGUGCAGCGAUGGACGGGCUGAUGCUUACGCCCAGUUGGAACUCCGAACUUUAGAGCAGUCUCUGUUGGCAACUUGCGUUGGAAGCAUCUCUGAACUGAGUGAUUUGGUAUCACGAGCAAUGCACCACAUGCAGUGCUUGAACACCAUCCGCCCAGGAAUGAGCCCCAUUCGGCAAACCCGGCAGCAGCAACCCAUCUCCUGGUCCCCUGAUGCUCUCCACACCCUCUACUACUUCCUACGCUGUCCUCAGAUGGAGUCCAUGGAGAAUCCCAACCUUGACCCUCCUAGAAUGACCCUGAACAAUGAACGACCCUUCAUGCUUCUGCCGCCGCUGAUGGAGUGGAUGAGAGUGGCUAUCACCUACGCUGAGCACCGGCGCAGUUUAACUGUGGACAGUGAUGAUAUCAGGCAGACAGCCAGACUGCUCUUACCCGGACUGGACUGCGAGCCCCGGCAGCUAAAACCUGAAUGCUGCUUUAGUUCCUUCCGGAGGCUGGAUGCUAAGGCUGCUACUGAAAAAUUCCAGCAGGAUCUGGGUUUCCGAAUGCUAAACUGUGGAAGGACAGAUCUGAUCAACCAAGCAAUCGAUGCACUGGGACCGGACGGGGUUAACACCAUGGAUGAUCAGGGUAUGACCCCACUGAUGUAUGCCUGUGCUGCUGGAGAUGAAGCCAUGGUCCAAAUGCUUAUAGAUGCUGGAGCAAAUUUAGAUAUACCAGUUCCCAGUACCUCUCCACGAUACCCUUCAGUCCACCCUGACAGCCGGCACUGGACCGCUCUUACCUUUGCUGUGUUACACGGGCACAUCUCUGUUGUUCAGCUGCUCUUGGAUGCUGGUGCCCACGUUGAGGGCUCUGCCGUUAACAGUGGAGAAGACAACUACGCCGAGACUCCUCUUCAGCUGGCUUCAGCAGCAGGGAACUACGAGCUGGUCAGCUUAUUGCUAAGUAGGGGUGCUGAUCCACUCUUGAGUAUGUUGGAAGUCAACGGUAUGUCUUCGUCGCUUCAUGAAGAUAUGAAUUGCUUCAGUCACUCGGCUGCACAUGGGCACAGGAACGUUCUGCGCAAGCUCCUGACCCAGCCCCAGCAACUGAAGGGAGAUGUGCUCUCACUGGAGGAGAUUUUAGCUGAGGGAGUGGAGAGUGACACCUCCAGCCAGGGCAGCUCCAGCGAGGGGCAAGUCAGGCUGUGUAAAACAAGAAUGAAGGCUCUGCAGGAGGCCAUGUAUUACAGUGCUGAGCACGGCUACGUAGACAUCACCAUGGAGCUCAGGGCACUUGGAGUCCCAUGGAAACUCCAUGUGUGGAUCGAGUCACUACGGACAACCUUCUACCAGUCUCGUUACUCAGUUGUACAGACCCUCUUGCGGGAAUUUGUCACCAUUAAAGAGGAGGACUAUAAUGAAGAACUGGUUAAUGAAGGGUUGCAGCUCAUGUUUGAUAUCCUCAAAACCAGCAAAAAUGAUUCUAUCAAUCAGCAGCUCGCAUCCAUCUUCACCCACUGCUAUGGCAGCAGUCCGAUACCCAGCAUUCCUGAAAUCCGAAAGACACUGCCAGCUCGCCUAGAUCCUCACUUUCUAAACAAUAAAGAAAUGUCUGAUGUAACUUUCUUAGUAGAAGGAAAGCUAUUUUAUGCACACAAAGUCCUGCUGGUUACUGCAUCUAACAGGUUUAAGACGCUAAUGACCAAUAAAACAGAACAUGACAGCCAUGGCAGCAAGACUGUUGAAAUCAGCGAUAUGAAAUACAGUAUUUUCAAGAUGCUGAUGCAGUAUUUAUACUAUGGAGGAACAGAAUCUAUGGAAAUUCCCACCACUGAUAUCUUAGAGCUGUUGUCGGCUGCCAGCCUGUUUCAACUGGACGGCCUCCAGAGACACUGUGAAAUCCUCUGUGCCCAGACGAUCAGCAUGGAGAACUCUGUUAACAUCUAUAAAUAUGCAAAGAUUCACAACGCGCCUGAACUAGCCUCCUUUUGUGAGGGCUUCUUCCUCAAACACAUGAGCUCUCUUCUGGAACAGGACUCGUUCAAACAGCUGAUCUACAGCAGGAACAGCAAAGUGCAAGGCCUGGACCCUCUGCGGGACUUGCAGACAACCCUGGCCGGCCGCCUGCACUCCGUGUACGUCACCUCCAGGGUGUGAAGCAGGAGCAAGGCAGUGGCAGGAGCACUGGUUCAAACUGCACGGGGAUGCGUCGUCAGGCAAAGCUGUGGCUUUCCUCUUUGCCUUCUGGAUCUUGCUGAAAGUCCCCUACAACCCCUAGGCAAGGGUGCUGUGCCUCGUCCCACUGACGGAGGGGGAGCUGGCUUCUCUGUGCUACUACUGUCACAGAAACACUGUCACAGCGCAAACAAGACCUGAGGAUGCAAGUGAAGAACCUGAACCGAAGAGAAGAUCUACGCUGCCAUUUAAACAAGCACAACGCAGGGCUGUAGAGAAGCGAGGCAAUUUACCUAGACCCAACACCUAAUAUGUAGUCUUAAGUGUCUGUCUACACACCAUAAUGGCCACCUAGUUCAUACGCAUAGAUGUUUUACUUGUAAAAAGGCUGCAUAGAAGGAGUUUUCUAAUCCUAUGGACCACUGCCCAUUCAACGAGUCAUCUGUCUGAACACAAAGGCUGGUGUACACAAACUACUUCACUGUAGUAAAAACCACCAGUGUCUAUACAUGUCAAGAGACUCUGCCAUCAAUCUUCCCCCAACCUGUUUGCACCUUGAAAGAGAGAUAUUUUGUACAUGUUCAAAGCUGAGUAGAAACUAAUACUAACUCUGAAAUGACUCACUCUUUAAACCUGAUAUGAAGAACCAAGCUGGGGCAGGGAGGAGAGGAUUGGGGUUUUUUAUUUUUUUAAUACAGUUUCACUGUGCUAGUUGUUAAUCUGGAUCCAUUUUGAGGCGGGGAAAAAAAGGCUGUCUACCCUUUCCACUAUCGAUGUUUGAUAGUCCCAAUCACUUUCACAUUAAAAACCUGUUUCUGAACAUUAUCUGUGAGACCUGACGCCAUAAAAGAUUCUAAGAGACUCAGGUGUAGUAGGAGCUAGCACUAUGCUGAAAAACUGUCCAAUAGCAUAAAUAGCAAUAAAAGUCUCCCCAAGACCCCGAGGAACAUACAGCUUGAUGGUUUGUUCUCUCUCUGGAGCUAGUUGGGAUUAAGAAGCUCUGACCUCUACAGUCUCUGCUUCCACAGCCUCAUCCAUGGAAUGAUGUUGUUUCCACAGAUACGCUACCUCAGGGGGGACUGGGCAUAGUGCACACCUGGCUGCUUCCUAGAGGUAGGCUGCAGUCUGACAUUUAGGCAGCAGCACUUAAAACAAGAUGGCUCAACUCAAAUGCCCAAGAUUCACAUUUUUCCUUUGUUCGCAUUAGACAUGUUUCUGGUCCAAAAGGACUCAUUCUAGGCCGCCUUCUAUCUGACACAGGAGAACUAAAAGGAGGCAGUUCAAGCUACAGUUUGGAGUCUGAAGCAAUGUUUUUGUGUGUGUUUUUUUUAUCUUAAAUAAUCCCAACCGUAGGAACACAGUUAGUUGUGUAAAAACCACAGACCUUGCUCUUACCAAUAGCUUUAAGGAAAGACCUUCAGAUAUUCCCACGGAUCUUUGUUAGCACCCACCAAAAGCAUUUGCUAAGAUGCUUUCACUCGUUAUAGGUGGGUGAAGGAGAAGAGGAAGCCAAGCUUGCAGUGGAGAACUACUGCUUCUUAGAAAUUCAACAAUUAAUAUUGUAACUGAACACACUGGAAGAAGGAGGCUCAGCUGGGCCCAAGCUUCAAAGCAUGACAUAGACAUGGUUUAGGUAGAUGAAGGGAAGGAGAACAAACUCCAGCAUCUCCCAACAAAUCCAUCAAAAUCUGACAUGGCCUCAUUCCUAAAGGAUUUACAUGAGAGGCAAAUUGCAUGCAAGGAUAAUAAUGGUUAGUCUAGGCUCAGUAAGCUGACAGACAAGUUGGUCAGGGCACACUCCAAUUUGUCCUUUAGGUACACAUUCAUUUUUGAAGAUCACCAGCUUCAAUAACCCUAUUUAUUAUCAGAAAGCCAUACAGGUGUUUCAAAAUUAUCACUGGUCUGCCUGAAAAAUACCACAAAAGGCUUUAUCUUGGAAAGUAUUUUCAAGUAGCUGCUCCACCUAUCUGUACAAAUAUGUAGGUCCUCUUUUGUUGCUGUAAUAUUACAAUGCUUUGUUAAUUGUACAUUAAUGUUGUCAUUUAUGUAAAUGUACCAGGAUUUUAUUAACAACAUAAUUUUAAAAUACA
Molecule: messenger RNA, 5583 nt
Organism: Harpia harpyja (harpy eagle)
Lineage: Eukaryota; Metazoa; Chordata; Aves; Accipitriformes; Accipitridae
Gene: ABTB2
Product: ankyrin repeat and BTB domain containing 2
Exons: 17
Coding region: 422-3475 (1017 amino acids)
Molecular function (GO): protein heterodimerization activity
Source: RefSeq, a predicted model, not a curated record